CAAUUUAAAAGGAUUUUAUACAUUUUUCAUCAGAUUGAAAUUAUCAACUUGAGCAAGGAACAGUUUAUAAUCUUUUGGCUUAAAUAUUACAUCAUUAACAAUGCUUAUAGACUGGUCUUGGCUCUGGCAAGGUUAACCCUAUUGGAUAUUUGAAUCUGGUCUCCAAACAUCAUAAAGUCUAGGAGAAACUAUAAUAGACUUAUAGCAAAGGAUGUAUGCCGACCUUUGAGUUUGUACAAUGAAAUAAAUGCAUAAUUUUACAAGUGUUUACUCGGAAGGUUGGUGUUUGGAGCCUAUAAGAAUUGUCAGAAAAGUAAACAAUAUUCCUUCAAGUUGACAAUGGCAUUGAAUUGAAAUUAGUUUGUUUUGUACAUUAUAGAAAAUGUUGCUAUUAAAUCAAACAGGAAUGUUAAGUUUCAAGACAAAUUGCAAGCAUAUUGCAUUAAAUUAAGUAGCUUUAUAUAUGAUGGUGUUAUAGUAUAUGAAGAGGGAUAUUGAUUGAGAUUUGAGAGAAACGGCAAGAGACGUCAAGAAAAGUGAACAGUUCACCAGCCAAUAUUAAUACAGAGAAAACAUAGAUGCUAUUGAUGCCUAGUGAUAAGGUGAUUUCAAAUAGCAGGCAAUCAUAAUAAGAAUCAACUUGAAGGAACAAUAAGAGUAAUCAGAGGGUAAUUUCCAAUCAUCUCAAUGAUAAAUCAAUCACCAACAACACAUACAAUGAAAAUCGACAACCGAGUCGAGAACAAGAUCAAAUUGGAGUUGAAUCCUGAAGGAGCACAAGGUGGUUAUACCACAGAUGCUGACUUUAAGAAACAGCAGUUGAGGCAAAUAGUUAUAGCCCAGGCUAGGAUGUUACAGAGAUCAAAGACGCAGCCAGAUAUUACCCACAAGCCUCCAAUGGGAGCUGGGGGAGGCAUGUACCAACAAAGGUCCAAAACACCAACUGCUAGCGGAAGCAGUGCGAGUGUAGAGCUCCAUAGGAAUCAAAAACUACGGAGUAUAUAUGGAGCAUGUUGUGGGAUAACUCUUCUAGGAGAGGAGCAGCAUUUAAACUUCAGGCGUGCAAUGUCGUCUAAGGGGUCUAGGACUUUAGGAACAACACGGAGGUACCAAGGAGGCUUGAAUGCUUGUGUGUGGGGUGGUGGUAUUAUGGACCAGGGGGUGGAGAUGAUAGGUGUUCACCCUUAUGCUAACUGGUAUGUCACCCAUGAUUAACUCAUAGUGGUACUUGCAUGUUUAAUUUUAAGAGGCACGUGCUGAUAUUAUGAAGCAAGUAUACAGCAAGUAUACAGUGCACAUCAUGACAGACCAUUUAAUGGUCUCAGUAUUGAUAUGUAUAUUUUUUCUUCUGUGCAAUGCUACUGUGAGUUUAUCUGAUGGCAAUUAAUAAACUCUGUUGAUGAACAUUGCAUUGUACUGUACUGUAUUGCAAUUAGAACAGUAACAUUUUUAUGUUACCAACAAUAUGUUACCACCAGAAGUGGUGACAUAUUGUCAGAUUGUUAUUAUAGUCUCCAACUUUUUUUUGAAUGGUGUUCGGUGGUUGGUGUUUGGUAUUUGGCAGUUGUUUUUAGCGGUUGGCAUCUGCAACAAUUGCAAGGUAGUGACAUUUGGAUGUUAAUACCUUGUUAGCCUUGUUGUUUUUUGCAAAUAAUUGAG
Molecule: messenger RNA, 1659 nt
Organism: Owenia fusiformis
Lineage: Eukaryota; Metazoa; Annelida; Polychaeta; Sabellida; Oweniidae
Source: the annotation of a GenBank genome assembly